AGCUGCUAGAAAAAGUUGCGCUCGUGCCGCGCAGGGCGCUACUUGUGGGAUUAUUUUGCACGCAGCCUGACGGCGGAGGCGGACCGCGGUGGGAUGGGCUGUGAGGUGUUCAAGAUGGCGGCGCCCUGUGGAGUGCAGCUACUCUAACAGUGGUGCCUGGAGUCUGUAUCGGUGGGUGGGCCCCGGGAGCCCUCCAGGCGAGCAGGGUUGGACACCGAGAGCGAGACGCUUCCUCCGCCCCCCCCUCCCCCCCCAGCACUGCCACCACCAUGGCCAGGGAGCAGCCCAACGUGGGGGACCUCCUCCCACUGCUGGAGACCUCCGACCUCCACCAGCUAGAAGAGAUCAGAGGCCUUAUCAACGAGCAGCUCAGCACCGAGCGGGGGUCCAUGCUGCUGAACGGGCUGGUGGACUACUUUUUGGAAACCAACUCCGCCCAAGCCAUGCAUAUCCUCUCCUCAGUCAGAGAGCCACACGACAAGCACCUUUUAGACAAGAUGAACGACUGUAUGACCAAACAGCCCUGCCGGCUGCCCACCCUCACUCUCCUCGGCCAUGUAAUCCGCAAGCAGCCGUCCUGGAUCCACAAGAUUGCUCGAUACCCUCUGCUGCUCUCACUGCUCAAGUGUCUCAAGACGGAUACAGACGUAGUCGUGCUCAUAACCGGAGUGCUGGUGCUCAUCACUCUGCUGCCCAUGAUUCCUCAAGCCGGCAAACAACACCUGUGGGAGUACUUUGACAUCUUUGGCCGCCUGGCAUCCUGGAACCUCAAGAACCCGGGUCACGUUUCGGAGGUUUACCUGAUCCACCUGCACGCCAGCGUUUAUUCGCUCUUCCACCGGCUCUACGGCAUGUACCCGUGCAACUUCGUGUCCUACCUGCGCUCCCAUUACAGCAUGAAGGAGAACAUGGAAACCUUUGAAGAAGUAGUAAAGCCAAUGCUUGAACACGUCCGUAUCCACCCAGAACUGGUGACAGGAACCAAGGACCACGAGCUCGACCCCACCAGGUGGAAAAAGUACGAAAUCCACGACAUCGUCAUAGAAUGUGCCAAAGUGUCUCUCGACCCUAAGGAGGCCUCCUGUGAGGAGGGUUACGCCACCAUGCCUGAGAACUUCUACCCCCAAGUCCACCUGCGACCGCAAGACUGCACUUCCAGCCCCUACACAGACCUCCACAGCAGCUAUGGAAGCUCUUCUUCGACCCCGUUCUCCACUCCGCGGCAGCAGCUCCCCCCGCCGCUGUCCUUGCCCCCCUCCUCAGGGACACAGUCCUCCUACCGCAGCCCGCAGACCUCCAGACGGCAGAACUCCACCUGUGAACUCAACUCUUCCUGUGGGGGGAAGGACCCUCUGUGGAGCCCCUCCUCGAUGUGCGGCAUGACCACGCCCCCUUCAUCCAGGGGCAUGUCGCCCAACUCCGAGCUGUUCCACAGUGCCUCACACCUUCCCACCCGCUUCCACUGCACCUCAGGAGGGAAAGGAACGCCCGCUUCAAGCACUCCAGCCACCUCUUCUCCACCCCCCACCUUAUCAGAUGACUUCCCUAUAAUCUCCCUGCCAGCCAACACAGUCCAGUCCAGUCCACCAAGAAAAGACCGUCGACAAGGAGAGAGCGGUAAGCCGGCUCUGGUGAGGCAGGAGCCAGUGAAAGACUCGGAGAAGAGUGCAGAGGUGGCCCCAAACAGAGCAGAUGUAGGAGCAGCAGAGAACAUGUCCAUGACUCUGACAGAGCUGUCGGUCUACAUGAAGAAGCAGGAGAUGGAGCUUCAGCUGAGAACAGAGAAGGAGAAAGAAGAGGCGGCUGCCAUCACGGAGGAGCUGCUGAAGAUCACCGAAGACAAGCAGGAGCUGUCGGGCCUGAGGGGCUUCGACUCCCCCUUCUAUCACACCACCGAGACUCUGACUGGCUGCCAGGCGCAAGACAAGACCCUCUCCAACGCUCAGCCAGGAGGCCCCGUGCGGGACACCCACCACGCCGUUUCAACACCGGACAAAGCCGAGAGCAGUGGCGGUGUGGGCAGCGAGAGAGCCGGAGGAGGAGGAGGAGGAGGAGACAGCCGAGGCUCGGCCCUCGGCCUGGAGCAGCCCUGGUCCUUCCAGUCAGGUUUCACCCCCAUCGAUCACCACCUGCACCGGAGCCCCUCCGCCCCGGAUGACGAGGCGGGCAAGUUCGGCCUGUUCUCGCCCAGUCCGGGCAGCAAGACGCCGGCCUCGGUGCCCUACGAGUCCUUCUUCGACCUGGCGCUCCCGAGGGCGGCGUCGCUCUUCGUGGGCCAGAAAACCUCCGAGGCGGUGCACAAGGCGGCGAUGGAGCGGCUGCUGCAGCGGGAGGAGGGGCUGGAGGACGGCGAGGAGGAGGGAGUCGCAUCCGCUUCACCACUGGAGGUGCUGGAUCGCCUUGUUCAGCAGGGAAGUGAUGCCCACGAUAAAGUACUAAAGAGAUUACCUUUGCCAAGCAAGUCUGCCGACUGGACACACUUUGGAGGCUCGGCUCCGCUGGACGAGCUCCACACGCUGCGCAGCCAGCUGCUCCUGCUGCACAACCAGCUGCUGUACGAGCGCUACAAGAGGGAGCAGCACGCCGUCCGCAACCGCCGCCUCCUCCGGCGCAUCAUCAACGCCACCGCGCUGGAGGAGCAGAACAACGCCAUGAAGGACCAGCUGAACUUGCAGAGCGUGGACAUCUUGUCUCUGAGGGAGAGUCUGCAGGUGGAGCAGCAGCGCUACCGGCAGCUGUGGGACGACCGCGAGACGGUGGUGACCCGGCUGCACAGUCAGAUCAGACAGCUGCAGCAGGGCCGGGACGACUACUACACCAAGAACCAGGAGCUGCAGAGCAAAUUACAGGAGUGCACAAAAAGAAUGGACGAGCUGGAGGCGGAGCUUCAGAGGGCCAACAACAAAGUGUGUCAUACCGGUCACCUCCUCAACCAGAUGAACAUCAAGCUGAGCAACAGCGAGAGCACCCAGCAGCAGAUGAGCUUCCUGAACAAGCAGCUGCUGCUCCUCGGGGAGGCACAUAAGCUGUCCAUGCAGGAGUUACAGCACGCAGGCGCCGACAACACAAAGGAGGCCCAGAUGUUGCAGGUGUCGUACAGGAAAGAGGUGGACGCGCUGAGGCAGAGUCUGCUGGUUCAGGGGCAGAAGCUGGAGGCGGCGCAGCAGAGAGCCGCCGAACUGGAAACACACCUGUCCAAGAAGGAGCACCUCAUCGCCGAGCAGAAGAAGUUCCUCGAGGACGUGAAAUGUCAAGCAAAGGCGGAGCUGCAGGCAUCCGACAGCCGGUAUCAGACUCAGAGGAGAAUCACUCAGCUGCUGCAGACUGAGCUCCUGCAGCUCUACAGCAGAGUGGAGAUGGAGGCGCCAGCCAGCACUGCCACCAGCUCACCACCAGGGGGCAGAGCCGACCUGCACACUUCUGCUGACUCCAGGUUAAUUGUCCUGGUGCCUGAUGGACCAAGUAAAGUUCACGCCAGUGAAGAGACCAACACCAGAACGCCACACGACUCCCCGCGGGGCAACGGCAGCACUUUAUCGCCCGGGCAACCCAAGGCAAACAACUCUUCCAAGCCGAUGGCCAGCUCCAUGAACGGCAGCCAGGAGCCGGCCCCGCCCCUGCUGGUGGAGCCCUCCCUGUCCUGCUCCCGCGCCAACCCGCUGACGCCCCUGCCAGCCUCCGACGCGCCGCUCACCGUGGGCUCGUACCCCAGCGCCAAGAGCUUCCUGGGCAUGAGGGCGCGCGAGCUGUUCCGCAACAAGAGCGAGAGCCAGUGCGACGACGAGCAGCCGCCGCCGCCGCGCCUGUCCGGCCUCGCCCACGACCUGAAGACUGAGCUGUGCGUGGAGGCGCCCUGCCCGGGCGACGCGGCCCCCGGCGCCGACGUCGGCCCCGUGCCUCCCUCUCCUCCCGUUCCGCAGCCCGCAGCCACCGCUGCUCCUCUCACUGUGCCCACCAAGGAGCCCCGCCCCGAGCCCAGGCAGCGGGCGUCCAGCCAGGAAAGCCCCCGCAGGAAGGCGGGGACGGGGCACGGCGGCGGCGGCAGGGGCCAGACGGGGUCCGGUCGCCCACGGCAGCAGCAGCUAAAGAUCAUGGACUACAACGAAACACAUCACGAGCACAGUUAGGGACACAGACCUGGGCCGGAGGGCGACAUAGGACGGAAACGGGACUGAAACUUGCAGAUGGAGCAGAGCUACAAAUAAAGAUAAAGAGCAACAUGUCCGCAACUCUUUGGAAUUCAGUGUUAUUUGUUCCAUUCCCCCGAGAGUCCUCGGAGUGGACAACAGGAUUCUCCCAAAGAUUUUCUAUCUUCUCCUUAUUUCCCGUACGGAUUCAUUCCCCAUGACGAUGUGACCAAGUCAUCGAGUUACCAGCACACCAUCAAAUUGGACGCGAGGGAAAGAUAACGAAAAGCUAUGCCAACACAAUGUCAUAAAGCUAUCCAGAGUUUUAUAUUUAAAGGGUUCGAUUCGCCCAAAAACUUGCACAGUUUCCCCACAAUUUGCCCCGAUUGAGUUUUCCCCACGCAGAGGUGUUGUGGGUUUUAUGAUUUAGUGUGAAGGUGACACGUUGGAGGUGAAAACAGACGUUGAGAUUCCCGUACGCACCAUGUUCACCUUGAAUAAGACCCAGCAGAGAAGGAGCUGUUUGCUUACAUUCACUAUGACUGCCACCCUUUUUUUUUUUUUUUUUUUUUUGUUUUGUUUUUCUUUUCCUCUCACAGUUGAUUAUGUUUGGGAUGUUUCCUUCUUUCGGGGUGUGAUCAUUCCAUAAAAGCGAGAACGCGUCAACGCUGUUUUGUCGAUUCUUGUAUUCCGAGAAAGUAUCACGCCCCCACCCCCCCGAAGAAAAACAAAUCUGAUAACAAAUCAUGUCCUUUUAAGAGUUUCACAUUCCUUACCUUUUAUCUUUUUGAUAGUUGUAGGUACAUAUCACGAAUUGAAAAUCAGACCUACCAGUGGAAAAAAAAUAAGAAUACUAACUUUGAGUUCAGGACUGAGUAUUUUUUAAAGUGCCAAUGCCAAACCAUCGUGUAUCAGAAAUCUCAAGAAGCUGUUGGCGCGGGAAACCGUCCGAUGAGUUGUUUUCCCACUCAGGCAGGUCUGAUAAACACACGGUUACCUCCUCUUUCUUCUCCCGAGCAGGAGACGAAAACUCCGGUGGUGAAAAGUCCUGUUCAAAAUCCUGUUGUCCACCGGGACCUCCCGCUGUCAUCUCCUUCUGCCUCGCUAUCUACAAAGCAUGUUCAACAAUCCACUUUAAAUGCCAACCGUAGUAACUUUCAGCAGACAAAGACAGAAGGUACAAUCAGCACAAACGUGAAGAAAAAAACCAGGACUCUGACCGGAGCUGGAGAAUUCUGGGACAAAAUGGCAAAAAAGGAAGUUCUUAAAGCAGUGGCUUGUGUUUAACUGUGAACAAUAAAGAUCGUCGAUGUUUUGCACUACAA
Molecule: messenger RNA, 5452 nt
Organism: Salarias fasciatus (jewelled blenny)
Lineage: Eukaryota; Metazoa; Chordata; Actinopteri; Blenniiformes; Blenniidae
Gene: tsc1b
Product: TSC complex subunit 1b
Exons: 22
Coding region: 270-4127 (1285 amino acids)
Biological process (GO): regulation of cell cycle; negative regulation of TOR signaling; negative regulation of cell population proliferation
Cellular component (GO): TSC1-TSC2 complex
Source: RefSeq, a predicted model, not a curated record